AUGUCCGCAAUGUUCAGCCAGAAUCCGUUAAUGAACGGACCAAACUACUCCUUCAACCAGGCUCCUGCGACCGCAUCAGGUGGUAACAAACAACAUGGCUUCUAUCCCUACACAGACAACGGCGGCUCUACUCUCGCAAUCUCUGGCGCAGACUUCACAAUCAUGGCAGGCGACACCCGCUCGACGUCUGGCUACAAUAUUAACACUCGAUACGCACCUAAGGUCUUCAAGAUCGGCGGAACAACCUCUUCCCAAGACGACGCUACGUUGGUUCUCUCUGUCGUUGGGUUUGCCGCGGAUGGAGAAGCACUGAAGGAGCGCCUAGAUGCAGUUGUGAAGAUGUACAGAUACCAACACGGCAAGCCCAUGAGCGUCAAGGCCUGCGCGCAACGUCUAUCUACUAUCCUGUACGGAAAGCGGUUCUUCCCAUACUACGUCACUGCGAUUCUGGGUGGCCUGGAUGAGGAGGGAAGAGGGGCGGUGUACUCCUACGACCCAGUGGGCUCUUACGAGCGGGAGCAAUGCAGAGCAGCAGGUGCAGCGGCCAGUCUGAUCAUGCCUUUCUUGGACAACCAAGUCAACUUCAAGAAUCAGUACAUCCCAGGGAGUGGAAUUGGCCAUGCGCUGCAGGAGAGAGAGAAGCUGCCCUUACCGAGAAGCGAGGUGGAGGAUCUGGUCAAGGAUGCGUUUGACAGUGCCGUGGAGAGACAUAUUGAGGUCGGUGACGGUCUACAGAUGUUGAUUGUUACGAAGAACGGAAUCGAGGAGAUUUACAAGCCGCUUAAGAAGGAUUAG
Messenger RNA from Drepanopeziza brunnea f. sp. 'multigermtubi' MB_m1, 795 nucleotides. RefSeq lists its product as uncharacterized. Gene Ontology annotation, cellular component: proteasome core complex. The record is from RefSeq and is a predicted model, not a curated record. Lineage: Eukaryota; Fungi; Ascomycota; Leotiomycetes; Helotiales; Drepanopezizaceae.